UCUCUCACCAGUUUCUGUUAAAAAGACAGCAGCAAGCCUGAAUUUCUGUAACUGCUGUAUUCAUUACAAAUGACAUUAUCCAAGGAAGUAGAGUAUAAGGCUCCUCCAGCACAGCUGGCUAGUACCAGCAUUCCCACAAAAGACAUGGAUUAUAGUUAUAGUCUUGAGCAGAUGAAUGGAGGGGUCUUUAAAUCAGUGGAACCCCCAAAAAGGUCCACAGGCAGGCUAAUUAUGCACAGUAUGGCCAUGUUUGGAAGGGAGUUUUGCUAUGCAGUGGAGGCAGCCUAUGUAACCCCAGUUUUGCUCAGUGUGGGCUUACCUAAGAGCUUAUACAGUCUUGUUUGGCUCAUCAGCCCCAUCUUGGGUUUCAUUCUCCAGCCAGUGGUAGGAUCUGCCAGUGAUCACUGCAGAUCUCGUUGGGGGAGACGCAGGCCAUAUAUCCUCUCUUUGGGAAUCUUGAUGGUGCUGGGAAUGACACUCUACCUCAAUGGAGACACAGCUGUAUCUGCUAUAUUUAAUAGUGCAGCAGAGAAAAGGACAUGGGCUAUAGUUAUUACCAUGCUGGGAGUUGUAGUCUUUGACUUUGCAGCUGACUUCAUUGAUGGACCAAUCAAAGCUUAUUUAUUUGAUGUGUGCUCUCACCAUGACAAGGAGCGGGGGUUGCAUUAUCAUGCUCUCUUUACUGGUCUUGGUGGAGCUCUGGGCUAUGUGACAGGAGCAAUUGACUGGGGAUCUACAAUACUUGGAAGGCUAAUGGGCUCUGAAUUUCAGGUCAUGUUUUUCUUUUCAUCUUCUAUCUUUCUUAUUUUCCUUGCCAUCCAUUUAUGUAGUAUUCCUGAAGUACCUCUUGAAGAUGAAAUCAUGGAAACAAAACUCUUACUAAAACAUGAUGAACAGAAUGGCUAUGGCUCCAUAGAAAAAGCACAGAAUGGUUAUUUAAAAGGAAAAGGUAGAAAGAAAUCAUCACCUAUGGAAGAACAUGAUUCUGAGGAUACAGAAGUGCAGGUGCAGAAGCGAAUGACCAUUAAAUCAUUAAUAAGAGCAUUGUUAACUAUGCCUACUCAUUAUCGUUACUUGUGUUUGAGUCACCUGAUUGGAUGGACGGCUUUUCUCUCCAACAUGUUAUUUUUCACAGACUUCAUGGGACAGAUUGUAUACAAUGGGAAUCCAUAUGCAGAGCAUAAUUCUACAGCAUAUCUUGUUUAUGAAAGAGGGGUGGAAGUUGGCUGCUGGGGCAUGUGCAUUAAUGCAAUCUCUUCAUCACUGUAUUCUUAUUUGCAGAAAAUUCUUUUACCUUACAUUGGACUAAAGGGGCUUUAUUUCACUGGAUAUCUCCUCUUUGGAUUGGGAACAGGGCUGAUUGGAUUGUUCCCCAAUGUCUAUUCCACAUUAGUGCUGUGUUCGCUCUUUGGAGUCAUGUCAAGUACUUUGUAUACAGUGCCUUUCAAUCUCAUAGCAGAAUAUCACAGAGAAGAGGAGUGUGACUCACAGCUGGAUGGGAAGACACCUCCAGAUAACCGAGGGAAAGGAAUCGACUGCGCAGCUCUGACUUGUAUGGUGCAGCUAGCACAAAUAAUCGUAGGAGUGGGUCUUGGUUUCCUUGUCAGCCUUGCUGGGAGUGUCGUAGUGAUUGUGGUCUCUGCAUCUACUGUGUCCUUAAUCGGCUGCUGUUUUGUUGCUGUCUUUGUCAGAUAUGUGGAAUAGAAAAGUAAACAUGUUUAUUUUUUCAGCAAGUGUCGUCAUUUAUUUAUGAUAAUUUUACUUUUUACCAAAUUUAUAUUCUUAUAUAUUUAAAGGGAUAGUAAUUUCAAAAUUUUAAUUAUUAAAUUUACUAUAUUUUCUUUGUAAAGAUUAAACCUAGAUGGGCUAAUAGGCACUCAGUAGUAUACAUGUGUAGAACUCUAUGGCAGCAGUGUUUACAAAAAUGUUAUAAACUGUUGCAAACACAGGUGCCAUAGACUGCUAAAGACACGUGCACACUCCUGAGCUCCUAUAAACCUACCUAGGGUUUCUUUGAAACAUUUCUCUGCAAGGAUACCAAGGGAUUAAAGCAAAUUUGAUAAUAGAAGUCAAUUCUAAAGUUAUUUAAAAUUGCAUGUUCUAUCUGAAAAGUUUAAUCUUGACUUUAAUGUCCCUUUAACUACAAGAAAAAUAAGCAAAAACUAUAGUAGCUAGCUGUAUAUUUUUUAUCAGUGAUGAAUUUUGUAUGUAUCUUCAGUAACAAUAAAGGCUGUUAAUGUUGAUUUUAAAAAA
Molecule: messenger RNA, 2253 nt
Organism: Bombina bombina (fire-bellied toad)
Lineage: Eukaryota; Metazoa; Chordata; Amphibia; Anura; Bombinatoridae
Gene: SLC45A2
Product: solute carrier family 45 member 2
Exons: 7
Coding region: 70-1704 (544 amino acids)
Biological process (GO): transmembrane transport
Cellular component (GO): membrane
Molecular function (GO): sucrose:proton symporter activity
Source: RefSeq, a predicted model, not a curated record